Molecule: messenger RNA, 2141 nt
Organism: Sciurus carolinensis (gray squirrel)
Lineage: Eukaryota; Metazoa; Chordata; Mammalia; Rodentia; Sciuridae
Product: zinc finger protein 73-like
Biological process (GO): negative regulation of transcription by RNA polymerase II
Molecular function (GO): DNA-binding transcription repressor activity, RNA polymerase II-specific
Source: RefSeq, a predicted model, not a curated record
CAGCUCCUCUGUAGUUUGUUGAACAGGAGAAUCUAGGACAAAGCCAAAUCAGUCCUCCAUGACUCCAUUCCAUUCAUCACUUCUCCAAGCUAUGUUUCCAGAGUCUUCUGUGCAUUUCCAGGAGCAACCAAAAAUGGAUAAAUCUCUGGGCUUGGUGUCAUUUGAGGACUUGGCUGUGGACUUCAGCUGGGAGGAAUGGCAGGACCUGGAUGAAGCUCAGAGAACCUUGUACAGGGAUGUGAUGCUAGAGACCUAUAGCAGUCUGGAGUCCUUGGCAGGGCACUGCAUCCCCAAACCUGAGGCGAUCAUCAAGCUGGAGCAAGGAGCGGAGCCAGUGGCAGAAGAGCCCCCAGACCAGAGCCUCCCAGAUAUCCAGAAAGUGGAGGAUCUGAUUGAGGCCAGCCAGGAGAGUAGAGACAGACAUUUGUGGCAAGUUCUGAUCACCAGUGCAGCAGAGGAGAGAGUUGAAUUACAAAGAACUUUUAAUUUGAGCUCAAGCCAGAUUUCAGAGCUGAUUUUAAGUAAUGGGAACUAUUUAGGAAUGAGGACAGAAGAACUUGUUGUAUAUCGGAACAUGCUUCUCCCUGGCGAGCCUGAUGCCGUGCAUGUAGGGGAGGGCAUGACUGGAAAGCCUCUCAGGUACCCUGAGCAUCUUGAUUCACAUCAUGAGGUUCAGGUGAUGCGGCAGGACCUUGAACAUGGCAGAGAAGGUGGGGCCUGCAGCACAGGGACGAUACUCUUCAUCCAGGAAAGGGUUCACCUGGGAGAACCCUCCUGCAAAUAUAGUGCCUGUGCAGAGGGCUUCGGUCAGUUUGCCCUUGGUGUCCGGGAGAUAACCCAGGUGGGAAGGAGAGCUUGUGAGUGUGGGGUCUGCGGGAAGACCCUCUCCAUCAAGCCCAUGCUCACUCACCACCAGAGAAUGAAACCCUUGGUGUGCAGUGAAUGUGAGAAGCCCUUCAUGACACAGCAGAGGACACACACACAGGAGCCCUCUGAGUGUGACUCAGGUGCUCGGUCUCUCUGCCGGAAGCCAGACCUCACUUUACAGCCCAGAGCUCCUGCAGGGGAGAAGCCCCAUGGGUGUCACGAGUGCGGGAAGUCUUUCUACCACAGGUCUGACCUCACCGUGCACCAGAGGACCCACACAGGGGAGAAGCCCUAUGAAUGUGAUGAGUGCAGGAAGUCUUUCAACCAGAAGUCAGACCUCAUUUUACACCAGAGAACCCACACUGGAGAGAAACCCUAUGGAUGUAAGGAGUGUGGGAAGUCUUUCUACAAGAAGUCAGACCUCACUGUGCACCAGAGGACUCAUACAGGAGAGAAGCCCUACGAAUGUGAUGAGUGUGGGAAAACUUUCUAUCAGAAGUCAAAACUCACUGUUCACCAGAGAACCCACACUGGAGAGAAGCCCUACGAAUGUAAGGAGUGCAGAAAGUCUUUGUACCAGAAGUCAGACCUCACUGUGCAUCAGAGGACCCACACGGGGAUGAAGCCCUAUGGAUGUAGCAAAUGUGGGAAGUCUUUCUACGAGAAGUCUGUCCUUACUGUGCACCAGAGGACCCACACAGGAGAGAAGCCCUAUGGAUGUGACGCACGUAGGAAGACCUUUUGCCAGAAGUCACACCUCAGUAGGCACCAGAGAAAUCACACAAGGUAGAAACCUGUGCGUAAAGAAUGUGGGGAAUCUUUCCGUAGGAAGUCUGACCGUGGUAGGCAUCAGAGAACGCACAGGAGAGAAGUGACAGCCAUUGCAGAGCACGUCUCAGCAAGCCUCAGAGGACUUCCGCAGAGGAGCCCUGCGUGACAGGCAGGUGUGUUCCCAACCUACUCUCCUUCCAGCUGGACACACACUGAGCCCACGCUUCUCAGCGUUAUUGUUGUGUACUGGACCUGAGCUCUGUCCAGAGGGAUGUGGAGGUCAUGCCCAGUUCUAGCAACUGGUGACUAUGUAGUGCUUCCUAAUUUCCCAUACCCUGUGGGACUGAAGUCCAGAUGACCUCAGGGUGGCACUGGGAGCUGUUGGCAGGAGAAGGCCACUGCGAUUUGAGACAAGGAAUUGAUUGAGGAGAGCAGAGAUCUCUAAACCUACCCCAGAAUUUCCCUUUGUACUUUGCAUUAGUGAGAAAUAAAUACUUACUGUU